AGUUAUACUUUGUAGUCAGAGUGUCUGCAUCGAGCAAUGGGGAGCAACGAAGAAGGAAAGUCCACACAAUCUGACAAGCCAGAACAAGUACAAGCUCCUCCUCCUCCUCCUCCUCCUGAGCAAAGCAAUGUUCAUGUUUAUCAUCAUGAUUGGGCUGCUAUGCAGGCAUACUAUGGCCCUAGAGUAGCCAUACCUCCUCAAUAUUACAACUCAAAUGGUCAUGCUCCUGCUCCCCCUCCUCCUUAUAUCUGGGGUUCUCCUUCGCCAAUGAUGGCUCCUUAUGGAACACCCUACCCACCAUUUUGUCCUCCUGGUGGAGUCUAUGCUCAUCCUGCUCUUCAAAUGGGCUCACAACCACAAGGUCCCGUUUCUCAAGCAACACCGGUUGUUACAACAACUCCUUUGAACUUGGAAGCUCCAGCUAACUCGCCUGGAAACACGGAUCAGGGGUUCAUGAAAAAGUUGAAAGAAUUUGAUGGACUUGCAAUGUCUAUAAGCAAUAACAAAGCUGGGAGUGCUGAACACAGCAGUGGACCUAGGAAUUCUCAGAGCUCCGAGAAUGAUGAUUCCAGCAAUGGUAGUGAUGGGAAUACAACUGGGGGAGAACAGUCCAGGAAGAAAAGAAGCCGGGAAGGAUCACCGAACAAUGAUGGGAAACCUUCAUCUCAAAUUGUUCCUCUUCUUAGAGAUGAAAAUGAGAAAGCUGCAGUGACUAUGGGGACUCCUGUUAUGCCCACAGCUAUGGAUUUCCCACAGCCAUGCCAUGGUGCGCCUCAUGAAGUCUGGAAUGAAAAAGAGGUUAAAAGAGAGAAGAGAAAACAGUCAAACCGAGAAUCUGCUAGAAGGUCAAGACUAAGGAAGCAGGCUGAAACUGAAGAACUCUCUGUCAAGGUUGACGCACUAGUUGCUGAGAACAUGACUCUGAGGUCAAAACUAGGCCAACUAAACGAUGAGUCUGAGAAACUACGGCUGGAGAACGAAGCUUUAUUGGCUCAACUGAAAGCGACGCAGACGCAAGCAACUGGGAAAACAGAGAACCUUAUAUCUCGAGUUGAUAACAACAACAACAACUCUGUAUCAGGUAGUAGUAAGAAUGUGGAACAACAACUCUUAAACGUAAGUCUAAGAACCGAUUCUGUGGCGGCUAGCUAAGUUGACUGUGGCGCAGAAGUGAAAGAAACCAUUUCAUUUCUUCUAAUGGGUUCUGAUUGUAACUUAAAAAAAAAAAGUUUUUUCUUAGAUUUAUAGCUCUCUCAUCUCUGCAUGGUGAGCAGAAACUGAUAUAAUAUCCUUAAGCAGAAGAGAUUCAGUGUGGUCUUGAUUGAUUAGUUUUAGUGAUAUCAUACUAUACAAGCGAAUGGAUUCAAGAAAAGGGGAGACCUAUUUUGAUGGUCUCUCUUCUUCAUGAUCGUUUGUGUAUUCUUCUUUUAUGAAAACACUCUUUCGUGUGUGUGUGUGUGUGUGUUUGUAUUAGAUUAACGUGUUGUAAGACUUAUCAAUGCAAGACUUAUCAACUAUUCUAUACAUUCA
This is a messenger RNA of Raphanus sativus (radish), 1530 nucleotides long. Its product is annotated as G-box-binding factor 2. The record is from RefSeq and is a predicted model, not a curated record. The transcript is spliced from 12 exons. Gene Ontology annotation, cellular component: nucleus. Gene Ontology annotation, molecular function: DNA-binding transcription factor activity; sequence-specific DNA binding. Bases 37 to 1152 code for a protein of 371 amino acids. Gene Ontology annotation, biological process: regulation of DNA-templated transcription. NCBI's taxonomy places the organism in Eukaryota, Viridiplantae, Streptophyta, Magnoliopsida, Brassicales, Brassicaceae.